This is a messenger RNA of Chara braunii, 1584 nucleotides long. The record is from the annotation of a GenBank genome assembly. NCBI's taxonomy places the organism in Eukaryota, Viridiplantae, Streptophyta, Charophyceae, Charales, Characeae.
GCGGUCCUCCACCGGUGGGUGCGCAUUCCAUGUCGGGAGGGGUGGGUGGGGGUUCACCAAACACGUACACACCGAUGGAGGGUCGGACCUCACCGUCUGUUGCACACUCCCCACCGACCACCAAUCACAUUCGCCCACAAAACUUGUACUCUUCAGACCCCGGUGUCAACCGUGGUGCCGCUUCUAUGCUUGGCCCGCAUGCCAACGUCUACAACUCUGAUGUCCCCAUGCCCAACCAUUCUCGUGAUUCGAGUGUAGAGGAGCCCGUCAUCGAUGGGGCGUUUGGUGGCGCUUUCACCGAACCUGCGAUGGAUAUCGCUGGGACACAAAGUGGAAGACCUGCGAGUGUCGAGGUCGCAGACGACGAAGGCGGUGCGCACUGCUGCGAUGCAACUCCGCCAGCGGGAAGUGGAAAAAGGGCCGUCAGGGAGGAGGGGGGGAGUCGCGGGGGACAGAGCAAGGCGAAGGCGAAAGAGCGGAUGUCGGAGUGGACAGACAAGGAGAGCAUGGCGCUUGUGAGGCUGCUCUUCGAAGAGGACUGCGCACAACAAAGCAGGCGAGGGAGGCAGAAGAUCAGGAGUAGACGGGAGAAGUACGACAGGAUAAUAGGGAAAAUGGUUGAGCAAGGCUUUCCAAAAUGUGACAUGGAGGACUGCGAGGCAAAGUACUACGCCCUCCUUGACAAAGCAAAAAAAAUCCGGGAUUACAACGGCGAAUCAGGGAAGCCGAGCUAUUGGGACAUGUCGCGUUCGGAGAAAAAGGAGAAUGGCCUUCCGUUGACAUACGAAAAACACAUGUUUGACGCUCUGCAAUGGAAGCUUGGGAAGGCGGACGGUUCGUGCGAGGACUUGAUGCAAAGUGUUAAUCUGCAGAGAGGGCAGACGAGCACGAUCACAGAUGAUGAAGACACUGGCGGCACUAGUGAGAAUGAAGGGGGUCGACGAAAAGCGGAUACUGACAGCGCUGAGGGUUACAAGUCCCGACGGACCGCGGGUGUGAGCGGCCACAAACGGCGUUCCGCGGCAGAGAGUUCGAGUGACGCUUCAAGGGGAGGUUCGUUCGCAGACAUUGCACAUGCUCUUGUCGACGCGAACGACCGUCAGGCGGAGAGGAUCGCGGGGAGUUUUGCACAGGCCAUGGACGGAAUGAACAAGACCAUGGCCGAGGGUAACCAAACACUGCGGCUUAUCGAGCAAGCGCAUGAGCUGGCCUGUAAGCGCGGGGUGCUGUUCACUCGCGUAUCGGCUAUGGUGGAGGAGCUCCAGCGUGUGCAGGGUGAGAUGGAGAAGGCGAACAUGAGAGAGGGGCUUCCCAUGUCGAGAGCCGAAGCUGCGGAGCGACAAGUUGCUUCUCUGAGGGAGGAAGUGGCCCGCCUGCAACACCAAUUGUCACUUUACGAAGGGGGCUCCGACCAUACCCCUUUAAAGCCCGAUAGUUUUAUCACAACUUUGCAGAACCCUGACCGCAUGCGAGGUGGAACCGUCGCCAGUGGGACAGUGUCGAGUGGGUCACAUGCGACGUGACUCUAGUGUGCGCACACCUCCGCAUCGGCGGGUGCCCGCCGAGGCGAGAUCACCUUCAUCG